Molecule: messenger RNA, 1959 nt
Organism: Saccharomycopsis crataegensis
Lineage: Eukaryota; Fungi; Ascomycota; Saccharomycetes; Ascoideales; Saccharomycopsidaceae
Gene: CAT2
Product: carnitine O-acetyltransferase CAT2
Exons: 1
Coding region: 1-1959 (652 amino acids)
Biological process (GO): carnitine metabolic process
Cellular component (GO): peroxisome; mitochondrion
Molecular function (GO): carnitine O-acetyltransferase activity
Source: RefSeq, a predicted model, not a curated record
AUGUCAUCUAGAAGUCUAGUUUUGCAGAACUGCUUGCUUCCAUUGCGAUCCAAAGCCAUACCAGCCACUUAUUUGAAAAUGCCAAUUCCAGUUUCCGUUAAACGGAAAAAUCUACAUUACAGCUCCAGUCUCAAGGGUGACAUGCUUAAAUUUUCCAAAGAAUUACCAACCUUGCCGGUCCCAGAGCUCAAGGAUACCGCCAAAACGUAUUUGCAAUCAAUCAAACCCUUUGUGAAGAACCAAGAACAGUAUCAAAUCAUCAAGACAAAACUUGAAGAGUUUAUUUCUCCAGGAGGACUAGGGGAAGUUCUACAAGGUCGUUUGAAGGAUCGAGCUUCAAAAACCGAUAAUUGGAUUAGUGAAUGGUGGGAUAACGAUGCGUAUUUGGCAUAUCGUGAUCCAGUAGUCCCAUAUGUCAGUUACUUUUUCAGCCAUGCCUCCAAUUUGUUACCAAAAACAUUGGAAAAGUCCCAAUUAAAGAAGGCAACCAUAUUGGUCGAUAAGGUGUUAGAUUUCAAGGAGCUUAUUGCCACAGAAAAUUUCCCGCCAGAAGUGAUAAAAGGUACUCCAUAUUGCAUGAAUGGCUUUACAAUGAUGUUCAACAAUAGCAGAAUUCCUGGUGAAGCUGUCGAUGAUACGAUUAGCUUUUCUCAAACUGAAUUGCAAAACCAAUUUAUUGUUGUGAUCAAGAACAAUCGUUUCUACAAAUUGUAUCAUCAAGAUGCAAAUGGCAAAAGAUUGGAUCAUUAUCAAAUUCAUCAGGGGCUAAUGAAAAUUUCUGAGGAUGCCAAUGCGAAAGACGGUUCUUUCAGGCAACCAGCGGUUGGUGCUUUGACCACAUUAGAUAGAGACUCUUGGUAUCAAGCCUUUAGCAAGCUUUACAAUUUCUCCAUUAUCAAUGCCAAUUCUUUCGAAGACAUUUUCAGAUCCUCUUUUGUGUUGUGUUUAGAUAAUGUCUCUCCAAUUUCUUUUGAAGAAAGAUCAAGAAACUGCUGGCAUGGUGAUGGUGAAAACAGGUAUUUCGAUAAGCCUUUGCAAUUCUUUGUUGCUGCUAAUGGUGCCUCGGGAUUUUUGGGGGAGCAUUCAAGAAUGGACGGUACUCCAAACUUGACUUUGAAUAACUACGUCUGUAAAGAAAUGGCUAGGUUCAAAAACAAUGAGUUGUUUGAUAACUUCAUUCCUACUAAUGUGGAAUUGAUCGAGUCUGAACCUAAAGAAUUGAAAUUUGACAUCUCCAAAGACGUUGCUAGUAUUAUCAAAUCUGCAGAACAAAAAUUCCGCGCAACAGCAGUGGAUGGUCAUUUACUCAAGGUUUGGCGUUACCAGGGAUACGGUAAAACCUUGAUUAAGAAAUUCAAUACCUCCCCUGAUGCUUUUGUUCAAAUACUUAUGCAAUUGGCGUACUACAAAUACACUGGUACUUUAAAGCCAACGUAUGAGUCUGCCACCACCAGAAAGUACAAACUAGGUCGUACUGAAACCAACCGUACCGUUUCCAGUGAGCUUCUUGAUUUUGUUAAAACUUUCAACAACCCAAAGGCUACUAUUGAGGAAAAGAUUAAGACCUACCGCGCGGCAAUUGCCCAACAAAACGAUUAUAUCAAGCUCGCGUCCAGCGGUUUGGCAGUGGACCGUCACAUUUACGGGCUCAAGAAAUCUUUGAAGAAUGGGGAAUCUUCAGAAUUUUUAAGCGAUCCUAUGACCUCUUACUCAUCCACUUGGUACUUAUCAACUUCACAAUUGAGUUCUGAAUACUUCAAUGGGUACGGUUGGUCGGAAGUUCAUGAAAUUGGAUUAGGGUUACCAUAUAUGAUAAAUAGGGAAUGGUUAAACAUUACCAUAACUUGCAAAACCAAUAACCCUGCGGGUUUAGACCCUGAAAAAAUGCAUUACUACUUAACUGAGGCCGCUGAUGAGUUAAAGGAAGUUUUGAGCAAUGAAUUAAAGAGUAAAUUGUGA